CAGCUGGUCUGGGAGGCGCGUCCUCGGGAUUCCGGAUUUCUAUCCAAGUUCUGCCCACUUCGCUUUUAAGGAAGUAUCGAGUUAACGCUUUCUUUGCAUUUGCAGCAAUCUUCCGUUAUCUUGCAUUGUUCCGCGCAAUGUGUGAAUCUGGACCGUUGAAGAAUCGCGCUCUUUAAAAACUCUAGGUUUCUUCGUGCCCCCAAAUAUUCUAACCAAGGAAGGGGAAAGGAGAGCGCAGGAGAUAAAAUUAUACUCAGUGGUGCGUUAAAAGAAAGCCAAGUGAAGUCUCCAAAUUUGUCACUCUACACUUUUUCCUAUCUCUAGAUUCUUUGCUCUCUCGCGCUCCCUAUGUCUCUCUUUCUCUCUCUCUCUCUCUCUGCCCGUCUUUUCAGGCUGGCGGCGAGCGAGGGUGGCUGCGAAGAUGUUGUCGGUGCUACCCAAAGUGGAGAAGCUGUCGGCGCGGGUGAUCCGCGUCCUGGGCUGUAACCCCGGGCCUAUGACGCUCCAGGGGACCAACACCUACUUGGUGGGAACCGGGCCCAGAAGGAUCCUAAUAGAUACCGGAGAGCCAUCCAUCCCUGAAUAUAUAAGCUGUUUGAAACAAACACUCCAUGAAUUCAACGUAUCCAUCCAGGAAAUUGUAGUAACUCAUUGGCACCAUGAUCACACAGGAGGCAUAUCCGAUAUUUGUGAAAAGAUUCCAGCCAGUUAUGAAUAUUGCAUAAGAAAGCUUCCACGUAACCCACAUCAAGAAGAAAUAAUAAAAGGAAAGCAGAAGUAUGUGUAUUUAAGAGAUGGAGAUGUUUUAAAUACAGAGGGAGCUACUCUCAGUGUAUUAUAUACCCCAGGGCAUACGGAUGACCAUAUGGCUUUACAUUUGCUAGAAGAAAAUGCAAUAUUUUCUGGUGAUUGUAUUUUAGGAGAAGGAACAACUGUGUUUGAAGACCUUUAUGACUACAUGAAGUCAUUGGAAAAACUUCUGGGAAUGAAAGCUGAUUUAAUAUACCCAGGACAUGGACCAGUAAUAAAAGAAGCAAGAGCUAAAAUUCAAGAAUAUAUUUUACAUAGAAAUGCACGUGAGCAGCAAAUCCUACACAUCCUGGAUGAGAAUGCUGGGAAAUCUCUCACAGUAGAGGAACUUGUGAAAAUUGUUUACAAGGACACACCUGUCCAUUUGCAUAAAGCUGCAGAAAUUAAUCUCCAACAUCACUUGGGGAAGCUAAAAAAGGAAGGGAAAGUUGUAUAUGAAAAUUCUUCUAACCUAAAGUGGAAAAGUGUUUUAUAAAUAUGGCAUAUGCUGUAUGCCAUAAGAAAACGUGCUGUUCUAUUUUCUGAACUAAAAGCACUAACAUUUUUAUGUCAAAAUUGCAUAUAAAUCACAUACAGAAAUGGAUCUGUAUUUUGUUAUUAAUCUGAUUAAGUAAUAACUUGUCAGAGAGCGAUUGGAAGAAUAAUUCAGGGUGGAACAAGUGGAUUAUUCACCGUAUUUCAAAGCAAAAUAUUCGAAAUUUCCUUUGGAUACUUGAAUACUUUUAUAAAGAAUUUGGUUCAAGGAAUGUUAUUAUUAGUUAAAUUUACAGUUGCAAGAAAAAGUAUGUGAACCCCUUGGGAUCACGUGGAGUUUUGCAUGAAUUGGUCAUAAAAUGUGCUCUGAACUUCAUCUAAGUCACAACAAUAGAAAAACACAGUCUGCUUAAAAUAAUACUACACAAACAUUAGAUGUUGCCAUGGUUUAAUUGAACAUAACAUGUAAACAUUCACAGUGCAGAGAGGAAAAAGUAUGUGAACCUUUGGACUUAAUAACUGGUUGACCCUCCUUUGGCAGCAAUAACCUCAACCAAACGUUUCCUGUAGUUGCAGAUCAGACCUCCACAACGAUCUGGAGUAAUUUCGGACCACUCCACAAAACUGUUUCAGUGUAGCAAUAUUCUUGGGAUGUCUGGUGUGAAUCGCUCUCUUAAGGUCAUGCCACAGCAUUUCAAUCGGGUUGAGGUCAGGACUCUGACUGGGCCACUCCAGAAGGCGUAUUCUGUGCUGUUGAAGCCAUUUUUUGUUGAAUUACUUGUAUGCUUUGGGUCAUUGUCCUGUUGCAUCACCCAUCCUCUGCGGAGCUUCAGUUGGCGGACAGAUGGUCAUACGUUUUCCUGCAAAAUGUCUUGAUAAACUCUGGAAUUCAUUUUCCCAUCAAUGACAACAAUCCGUCCAGGCCCUGAGGCAGCAAAGCAGCCCCAAACCAUGAUGCUCCCUCCACCAUGUUUUACAGCGGGGAUGAGGUUUUGAUGUUGGUGUGCUGUGCCUUUUUUUCUCCAAACAUAGUGUUGUGUGUUCUUCCCAAACAACUCAAUUUUGGUUUCAUCUGUCCACAGUAUAUUUUGCCAGUAGUGCUGUGGAACAUCCAGGUGCUCUUUUGCAAACUUCAAACGUGCUGCAAUAUUUUUUUUGGACAGCAAUGGCUUCCUCCGUGGCGUCCUCCCAUGUACUCCAUUCUUGUUUAAUAUUUUCCUUAUUGUAGAUGUUCAACAAAAAUGUUAGCAUGUGCCAGAGAUUUCUGUAGGUCUUUAGCUGACACUCUACAAUUCUUCUUUACCUCAUGAAGCAUUCUGCGCUGUGCUCUUGCAGUCAUUUUUACAGGACGACCACGCCUAGGGAGAGUAGCAACAGUGCUAAACUUUCUCCAUUUGUAGACAGUCUGUCUUACCGUGGACACAUAAACAUCAAGGCUUUUGGAGAUACUUUUGUAACCCUUUCCAGCUUCAUGCAAGUCAACAAUUCUUGAUCGUAGGUCUUCUGAGAGCUCUUUUCUGCGAGGCAUGGUUCACAUCAGACAGUGCUUCUUGAAACCAGUAAACCCAAAACAGGUGUGUGUUUUUAAAGGGCAGGACAGCUGUCAGCAACACAUCGAAUAUCAUCACACUGAUUGGAGUCAAGGUUGGCUCACUCCUGGCUCCAAUUAGCUUUUGGAGAAGUCAUUAGGCUAGGGGCUCACAUACUUUUUCCUCCCUGCACUGUGAAUGUUUACAUGUUGUCCAAUUAAACCAUGGCAACAUCUAAUGUUUGUGUAGUAUUAUUUUAAGCAGACUGUGUCUUUCUAUUGUUGUGACUUAGAUAAAGUUCAGAGCACAUUUUAUGACCAAUUCAUGCAAAACUCCACGUAAUCCCAAGGGGUUCACAUACUUUUUCUUGCAACUGUAUAUGCUACCUGAUUCUCAGCAAUAUGAAGGUUUAAGCUUGUUUCUUUAUUUAAACAUUGUAAUUUCAUUGCCAUUAUGUUAUUUGUAUAAUAAAUAUAAUAACUAAAUAA
Molecule: messenger RNA, 3301 nt
Organism: Pantherophis guttatus
Lineage: Eukaryota; Metazoa; Chordata; Lepidosauria; Squamata; Colubridae
Gene: LACTB2
Product: lactamase beta 2
Cellular component (GO): mitochondrial matrix
Molecular function (GO): RNA endonuclease activity; single-stranded RNA binding
Source: RefSeq, a predicted model, not a curated record